Molecule: messenger RNA, 1128 nt
Organism: Metschnikowia bicuspidata var. bicuspidata NRRL YB-4993
Lineage: Eukaryota; Fungi; Ascomycota; Pichiomycetes; Serinales; Metschnikowiaceae
Exons: 1
Coding region: 1-1128 (375 amino acids)
Biological process (GO): cell wall organization
Cellular component (GO): fungal-type cell wall; extracellular region; cell surface
Molecular function (GO): glucan endo-1,3-beta-D-glucosidase activity; 1,3-beta-glucanosyltransferase activity
Source: RefSeq, a predicted model, not a curated record
AUGAGCUCAAGGGCUUGCACUGAAAACGAAGAUAAGGGAGAAAGCUUGCGAAAGAUUAGUGCACUCUCACCCACCAAGUUUUGGAUUGUGAUUCUUUGCUUGUCUCUAGUAAUAUCUCUAUACUUCGCCAUUUUUGGAUCUCCAAUUUCUUUUCGUAACUUUUUCAAUUCUUUAACAGACGAGAGAAAAAAAGAGCUUUCGAACGAAUUAAGGUUAAAGUUGGUGUCAACUUCCGAGUCUCAGCUCAGUCUACUCAAUACCCCAAAAAAACGCAAGUAUUUAAUGGGGAUUAAUUAUUCUCCGAAAGGAGCCUACGAGCCUUUCUGUCUGUUUUCCAAAGAAGAUGCAAUUCGAGAUCUUUCUUUGAUUUCCACCGUAACACUGAAGAUUCGGACAUAUGGCACUCAAUGCAAUCAGAUGGAACACCUCUUGAAAGCCAUUGAUAUACUUAGGCUUGAUAUGAAGAUAUCAAUGGGGAUAUGGCUCAGUAAUGAUGAGAUCAGGAACAAAGAACAGGUCGAUAAGGCAAAAGAAAUUCUACUCAAUUCGGAUACGACAAUUAUACAAUCAAUCUACAUUGGAAAUGAGGCGCUUCGUCGAGGGGACAUCAGUGAGAUAGCCAUGAUUUCAUACAUUAAAGACGUGAAAUCAUACUUGGAUGAAAAGAAAAUCCAUAUCCCAGUUGGUAUAUCUGAGUUUCCUUCAUCGGUGACUCAAAAUUUAGUCGACUCUUGUGAUAUAGUGGGAUUUACAAUCCAACCUUUCUUAGCAGGAAUCCAAUCUACAGAAUCUGCGAAAUGGAGCAUGAAUCGCUUCAAUGCAUUAAAAACACAAUUUUACAACGGAAAGACUCAUUUUGCAAUCACUGAAAUUGGUUGGCCAUAUCAAGGUGGCGAGUUUAAACGGGCUAAGGCGUCGCCUUCAGACCAUAAAACUUUUAUGCACUCAUGGAUUUCAAACAGUGCAAAAAGCCCUACAGAAGAUUGGUUUUACUAUGAGGCGUUUAACGAGCCAUGGAAAAUUCGGUUUAAUAAAGAACCAGAUACCUGGGAGGCUGAGUGGGGUCUUUUUGAUGAUCAGAAGAGGCCCCGGUCAGAUGUUCAAUUUGUUGAUGGAGAUCAAAGGUGA